Messenger RNA from Scomber japonicus (chub mackerel), 1836 nucleotides. RefSeq names its product nectin cell adhesion molecule 4a (gene nectin4a). The transcript has 11 exons. Bases 1 to 1836 code for a protein of 611 amino acids. Gene Ontology annotation, biological process: homophilic cell-cell adhesion; heterophilic cell-cell adhesion. Gene Ontology annotation, cellular component: adherens junction. NCBI's taxonomy places the organism in Eukaryota, Metazoa, Chordata, Actinopteri, Scombriformes, Scombridae. The record is from RefSeq and is a predicted model, not a curated record.
AUGACAUCUCUGCUGAACAGACUCUCUCUGUGUCUCUGUAUCCUCCAGAUGUUUGUUACAGUGAUACAGGGAGACUCGGAGGAUCUCGCUCCACUGGAAACUCAAGUGGAAUCCCUACUCACCAUGGCAGAGGAGGAGACCACCUUGCCAUGUAACUACCAGCCAGACAAAGAUAAUGUGGUGGUGCAGGUCACCUGGUAUAAGGAGACUGAUCAGAUCAUCACUGCACACCAUACUAAUGGACAAACUGCGUUUGGGGCAUGGUCUCGACGUGUGCGCUUCAAAAGCAGCGACCCCACCAAAGAUGCGUCUCUGGUCAUCAUGAACACAGAGCUCACUGAUGAGGGGAAAUACACCUGCCACAUCAGCACCUUCCCCUCUGGCAACUUUGACAGAGAAAUGUCACUCACUGUGUGGACUUCUCCUAUCUCCUCCCUGGAUCCUCUAAUUCUGAUCGAGGGACAGUCCUACCGGCUGGCUGCCUCCUGCCGCUCUGUAGCCCGCCCGCCUCCCCGCCUCUCCUGGGACACUGAUCUGAAUGGCCAAUCCACCAACCGCUCCACUGACAACGGGGCGGUCUCCUCACACUUCUCCCUGCAUCCUCUGAGGAGCAUGAACGGGAAGAAGCUGGACUGUCUGGUGUGGCAUCCCACUUUAUCGGCCCCCCGCAGAAUCAGAAACAACCUGGUGGUGCACUUUCCUCCUCACGCAGAGGUGUCUGGCUACAGUAAAGACUGGCAUGUGGGCCUAGAGAACGCUGCCCUGAGGUGUGUGAGUGGAGGAAACCCCAAACCACAGAGUUUCACCUGGAUCAGAAUGGGUGGAAACUUACCAGAAGGUGUGAUCCCUCACCCUAAUGGAACAUUAGUUUUUGGGCGACCCCUAAGCCUGUCAGACGCAGGCACCUAUCAAUGUGAGGCGAAGAAUGAAGUGGGAACAGGAAAGGCAGAUGUGGAGAUUAACGUAUCGGGGAAUGAAAACAUGCUGAUGAUCAUCGUCGGCGCAGUGGCGGGCGGGCUGCUGAUCUUGAUGCUCAUCAUCAUCAUCAGUGUCACUUGCUAUCACAAACGCAAGAACCAGAAACUGAAGCAGGAGCUGACUGAGAGGAAGGAGGAAAUAACCACUCUCUCCAGGCAAGCUUCUUUCAGGAGAGUGAAUUCUGUCAGCACGGACGCCAGAGGAGUGCCAGAAGAAUACAUCCCUCUGAGGGUGGAAGGAACCCUGAGGACCAGCCUGUCGUCCCUUGGGGAACAGGCUCACUGCCGUGACAGCCGAUCUACUCUCUCAGGUGGGAGGGGAGGAGGAGGAGGGGGAGCAUAUGACUAUCUGGGCAGGCCAGUCCUGUACAACAACUCACGCAGGGGGAGAGAGAGGAUUCUGGAUAGAGAUGAAGAGAACCGGCUCAGAGUGGAAACAUAUGUGAGAAAUAGCGCCAUGUCUUUGCAAGAAACUCGUCUCCACCCUCCUCUCAUGCCAUCACCCUUCCCGGUGGUACAGUCCACUGAGAUUGUUAGGCAGAUAAACGGCAGUGCCAUUAUCCCGUCAGACAGUGGUUCACGGCCGGGAAGUGUUGUAAAGAAUCAUCAGCACCCUACUGCUAGCUGCACCUACCCACCAGUAACAGAUGAUGAGGAUGAAGUGGAUGAGGGUUUGGGGGGUCCUGCCAGUCAGGAGCAUCCUGAUGACCAAGGCAGCGAGACCAACAGCUCCCACAUCUCUGAGGCGCACAGCUUACGCUAUCAACAGACUAAUGGCACGCUGAGAGCCAAACCCCGGUCAAGCCCCUCUGAACUGAGUGCUCAUGCCUCUAUUAUUCACAAGGCCCAGAUAGUUUAG